AUGGCUUCAGUAAUUAGGCCACUGCCCCCAGGAUUACUGACACCGCCCCUUUCUUUUGCAGGGUCAUAUUUUUCUCCUCUGCUCUUUGUUGCAAUCAUCCUGGGGCUGCAGUGGCCACGGGGGGCAGCAGCCUUCCCUGCCAUGCCCCUCUCCAGUCUGUUUGCCAAUGCCGUGCUGAGGGCCCAGCACCUCCACCUGCUGGCUGCUGACACAUACAAAGAGUUUGAACGGACCUAUAUUCCAGAGGAGCAGAGGCAUUCCAACAAAAUUUCCCAAUCAGCAUUUUGUUAUUCAGAAACCAUUCCUGCUCCCACAGGAAAAGAUGAUGCCCAGCAGAAAUCAGACAUGGAGCUGCUUCGGUUUUCACUGAUUCUCAUUCAGUCCUGGUUAAACCCUGUGCAGUUCCUAAGCAGGGUGUUCACCAACAGCCUUGUGUUUGGCACCUCAGACAGAGUCUAUGAAAAACUGAGGGACUUAGAAGAAGGUAUCCAGGCUCUGAUGAGGGAGCUGGAAGAUGGAAGCCUCCGGGGAUUUCAAGUCCUCAGACCCACUUAUGACAAAUUUGACAUCAAUCUCCGGAACGAAGACGCCUUGUUAAAAAACUACGGCCUGUUGUCCUGCUUCAAGAAAGACCUGCACAAGGUGGAGACCUACCUGAAACUGAUGAAGUGCCGGCGCUUCGGAGAGAGCAACUGCACCAUUUGAUGGCCGAAACACUGUUCUUUUAUCCCUGUGCCCGACGGGGUGAGCGUGCUCCCGCCUGUGUGACCCGCUUUGCGAAGAGCCCUCCGAGGCUGAUGGGCCUGUGAGUUCACAUCGUCCCCCGCUAGCUGUGCUGCCCUGGAGGGGCUGCGGAAUGAGGCUCCUCCCUCUUUGUA
Mauremys reevesii (Reeves's turtle) is the source of this 878-nucleotide messenger RNA. It is a transcript of the gene GH1, whose product is annotated as growth hormone 1. The coding region runs from base 1 to 705 and encodes 234 amino acids. Gene Ontology annotation, molecular function: growth hormone receptor binding; hormone activity. The record is from RefSeq and is a predicted model, not a curated record. Gene Ontology annotation, cellular component: extracellular region. Gene Ontology annotation, biological process: growth hormone receptor signaling pathway; positive regulation of receptor signaling pathway via JAK-STAT; positive regulation of growth. NCBI's taxonomy places the organism in Eukaryota, Metazoa, Chordata, Testudines, Geoemydidae. The transcript is spliced from 5 exons.